Messenger RNA from Paramormyrops kingsleyae, 3878 nucleotides. RefSeq names its product protein tyrosine phosphatase domain containing 1a (gene ptpdc1a). Lineage: Eukaryota; Metazoa; Chordata; Actinopteri; Osteoglossiformes; Mormyridae. The record is from RefSeq and is a predicted model, not a curated record. Gene Ontology annotation, molecular function: protein tyrosine phosphatase activity. Gene Ontology annotation, biological process: cilium assembly; protein dephosphorylation.
GCACGCGGGGUCACGUGCUUCGGGCCCGGCGAAUGGGGGAUGAUUCGGGCUGGAAAUAUCUCACCGCGAAGCACACCGGUUACGCGCUCUGACGCUUAAUCUCCGCAAAGCCCGGCGGAUGCGCCGGGGAGUCGGCGGUUCUAGUAUCUCCUCGGCUUUGAUUUUUAGUCACUAUGGUAUGGACCGCUGAGAUCCCGGCAUCAGAAGCGACGGAGGUCGGUGCGGGAUACAGGCAAGCGGCUAGCGGGCUUGCUAAGCUAGCGGGGUGCGCGCGCUGCCUGCCCGCCCGCCGUGCACGUCACCCCGGGAGCGGGGCAGCUCUUUAGCUAGCGGCUAGCCGAUCAGCUGUGUAAGUCAACAUUAGACGCGGCUUUCGUCACCGUCCCGCCCGGACUCGGGCGGCUUUUCCCCUUUCCUGGUUGCAUGCAACGGUUCCCGGCGUCGAGGUUCCAGGAGCCGAUGCUGCAGCGGCUAGCCGCCUCCUAUUACUGCUGCUCUUUCUGGCUGGCGCUGCCAUGGCAGCGGGACUCGGCCUGCAGGGCGACCUGCCCAGCACGGGUGGAGCCAGCAGCGGAGCCACGGGAGCGGAGACGGGGACAGUCACCGGUCGUCGGGUACCUACAGCCAAGUACACCAAGGUGGGCGAGCGCCUCCGGCACGUCAUCCCAGGCCACAUGCAGUGCUCCAUGGCCUGCGGGGGGCGCUCCUGCAAGUACGAGAACCCGUCACGCUGGAGCGAGGGCGAGCAGGCCGUCAAAGGGCUCUACUCCUCUUGGAUCACCGACAACCUGCUGGCGAUGGCGAGGCCUUCUACCGAGGUCAUGGUGAAAUACAACGUCAUUGAGCAGUUUCAGAGGUGCGGCGUGAAGACGGUUAUUAACCUGCAGCGGCCUGGGGAGCACGCCAGCUGCGGGAAGCCCCUGGAGCAGGCCAGCGGCUUCACGUACAGGCCGGAGGCCUUCAUGGAAGCAGGCAUUUACUUUUACAAUUUCGGAUGGAAGGACUACGGCGUGGCCUCUCUCACCACCAUCCUGGACAUGGUGAAGGUGAUGUCCUUCGCCGUUCAGGAGGGGAAACUGGCCAUCCACUGUCACGCUGGCCUGGGGAGAACAGGAGUGCUGAUGGCGUGUUACCUGGUAUUCACCACGCGGAUGAGCGCCGACCAGGCCAUCCUCUUCGUGCGAGCCAAGCGACCCAACUCCAUUCAGACGCGGGGCCAGCUGCUGUGUGUGCGCGAGUUCGCCCAAUUCCUGGUACCACUCAGGAAAGUGUUCUCCGGAGCCGAGCCUCGGGUCAACCCCGUCACCUUGAGUCAGUACCUGACUCGCCAGCGCCACCUGCUGCACGGCUAUGAGGCGCGGCGGCUGAAGAACGUGCCAAAGAUCGUACAGCUGGCAUGCAAGGUGCUACUGGACAUUGCCGAGGACCGGCAGGCCACCGAGGAGGAGGUGAUUAUGGAGAUCCCGGACCUCACUGCCGAGGUGGAGAAGACAGUGUCCCAGCAAGCCAUCCAGCAGCUUGGCAAGGAGAUGAUCGGUAAAGGCAUCGCCGUGACGCCACCCUGUGCCUCCGGUCCGCCGACCCUGGCCAAACUGCCCUCAGAGCCGCUUCCCAAAGAUCCAGACCCGUGGAACAGGCAGAGCACGGAAUGGGCCAAGCCCACGUCCGACCUCCGGAAGACCCGCAGCUACAGCGAGUCAGACCUCCACAGUGUGAGGUUGGUGCCAAGCUGGCCGGAGGGUCCACUGACCUUCCUGACAGGACUGCCCCCUGCUGGCCACCUGAGCAAAGCGCGUUUAUCUUAUGACGAUCUAGCAGCGGUUCCCCUUUCCAGCUCUCCUCUUGCUCACCGGGCUGCCGCUUUCAAAAGUGAAUGGUCCCCCCUGUCGGCCUGGGAGCCCAGGGGGCGGCUCGACAUGGACGACAGCACCCCUCCGCUCUCCCGCAGGAGGCCCUUGAGCGAGGUGCGGCACAGAGUGUCCCUAGGCCCCCUGAGGAUGAACCAGCACACCAGCGCCAGUGUUUCCGGAGCCCCGGGGGACCUGUCAGACAGCCCGUACGAGGCAUCCUCCAAGAUCGCUGGAUCGGCAAGCACCAGAGGCAGCGAUGCGGAGGGCAGAACAGAGGGGCCCCUUGGGAGCAUACAGACCGAGAUCUCCCCACAGGUCCGACGGCUGCUGGUGGCCCAGGCCCUGGCCUCCGAACUGGACCAGGACGGGAUGAAGCGCAAAAACGAGGUCUUACGCUGGCAGAGUGAGCUGAACUCCAGGGAAGGAGCGUGGGAGCGCUUGUGCGUGGAGAGAGACCCCCUCGUCCUCGCCGGCCUCAUGUGGUCGUGGCUGGAGCAGCUGAAGGAGCCUGUCAUCUCCAAGGAGGACGUGCAGUCGCUGGCCAGGCUGGAGCCCUGGCAGGCCCUGGACAGCCUGGACAAGGGCCCCAGGCAGACGCUGCUGUGCAUCCUCAACUGCGUGGCCCGUGUGGCAGCAAUUCCAGCAGAGCUGGAGGCCGCUUUUCUGCAGCGGACAAUAAAAGCGUUCACACAGAUGGGGCCCGAUUCUAACGAGGGGGAAGCAGUUUACGAAGCCCUCAAGGGGAUCCUGACGCCAGUCUUGUGUGAGAUGAGGCUGAGAGUAGCAGAAGAGACGGAGGGGGCCUGUUACUGCCUGCAAGACCCCUGACUUCCCUGCAUGGGAGCUGACAAAAAGGUCUCCGUAGCGAUGAAACUAUUGUCUAUUGACCAUAAAUUUAAAACAUACAUGUUUUCCUUCAGCUUAGUCGCAACCCCGAAUUACAGAUCAUAACACGUUUAUCCACUGCUGCUAUGUAUUUGUGUUCCUUUUUUAAACUGUUUUAUGAAACAUUUCUAAGACGUGAUUUCUGCAUUAUUUUUCAUUUGUCUGUUUAUGAUUUAUUUUAUGACUCAUUGCCAUGUUUAUGUGCCUUAAUGUUUAGUUGGAUGUGUUUUUGAAUGGCUCAAUGACUGAGGCUUUUGUAAAAGGUCCCUUUUUCAGUACUAAUGCAUUGUUAGCUUAUUCAGUUUUGUUUUACUAUUUGUCAGUCGUCAGCUGCAAACAGAACUGCCAACGUUUGCAUUAGGUGUAAUAUCAUUUCAGAUGAGAAUUUCUACUUUUCAGGAAGUACAGGAACACCUGCGUUAUAUACUAUUGAAACCAAAAAGAAACACUUACUGUGCAAAACCACUUAUUUAUAAGGUUAUAGCAGAUUUUUUAUAGAUAUGCCAAGAAAGGGAAAGACAUGAAUGCAAUGGUAAACUUCUAAGGGGAUCAUUCAGAUCUACUAGAUAACCGUUUCCUUGUAUAAUUUAACAGGGAAUUGUAAACUCUUAGACCUGACAAUUAAUUUCAAUUGUCUUAAGUUUUCUUUUAAAAGACUGGUGCAGUGGUGAAGUAAGACAAAAAUGCCUUAAAUGUGGCAUCUGGCUAUAACUAUUCUUUAUGCUAAAGAUUAUUAGAUAUAAGUUUUGCAGAUAAAAUACUCCCUGAUUAUACACAGUGGAGAGGUAGCACUGAAAGUUUUAGCACUGAAAGAAGCACUAUUGAUUAGCGCUGUAGCCUUUGGGCCACUGUGUGUUCACACAUAUCCUCAUUCUGUCACUGGGGCACCGGCACCAUUCUGAUAUUUGUCUGGUGACCAGAAGAUCCAGGUAUAUCAGAGAACAGCACCCCCCCCCCCCUUUAAAUACAUAAAAAUACAUAAGCUGUUCAGGCCUGGCACUGUUCAGCACACAAAGGAUUUGAAAAUUCUUAAUUCUUGCAUCUUGUACUUGAAUGUUGUAUCUGCGAAAUAUUCGCUUCCAGCUACAACUUUAAGAACUACAAAUGUAUGUUAGAUUUUUAAUACAGUGAAUGUUCUUGGAA